Messenger RNA from Gasterosteus aculeatus aculeatus (three-spined stickleback), 1891 nucleotides. RefSeq names its product LIM domain only 4b (gene lmo4b). The record is from RefSeq and is a predicted model, not a curated record. NCBI's taxonomy places the organism in Eukaryota, Metazoa, Chordata, Actinopteri, Perciformes, Gasterosteidae.
CGACGCACGCAGACCGACCGAGCAGCUCGCGGGACCCCAACGCAGCACACCGGAGCACGCGCGCAGGUAUCGCCCGCGCGUAUUUUCAACCCCCUCCUCCUCCUCCUCCUCCUCCUCCCGGCUUCCUCCGCUCGGACGCGCAGACCUGUAAUCACUGUCUGGCGAUGGACUCCUUUUGUUCCGACGAAAAGAAGAGCAGCAAAGCGGCAGCAGCCCGGCGGCCGACCAGUGGAAAUACUAUCUGAUAACUCCAUCUGCGUGGACGUCCAGGCUCGAGCUCUUUUUUUUAUUUUUUGUAUUUUAUUCUUUCUUUUUUGUUGGGGUGGGGGGGGGGUGGGACUAUCGCAGCCUACCUGUUUACGCUGCUACGCUGCAAGUCAUCAACUUUACAGCCAUUACUCUUAAAAGAGACAAGCGAGGGACAAUGGUGAAUCCCGGAGGCAGCAGCCAGCCACCGCCGGUGGGCACAGGUUCUCUGUCCUGGAAGCGGUGUGCAGGGUGCGGGGGCAAAAUCGCAGACCGCUUCCUCCUCUACACCAUGGACAGCUACUGGCACAGCCGGUGCCUCAAGUGCUCCUGCUGCCAGGCCCAGCUGGGAGAAAUCGGCACGUCGUGCUACACGAAAAGCGGCAUGAUCCUCUGCAGAAACGACUAUAUCAGGUUAUUCGGAAACAGCGGAGCGUGCAGCGCCUGUGGUCAGUCCAUCCCAGCCAGUGAGCUGGUGAUGAGGGCACAGGGCAACGUGUACCACCUCAAGUGUUUCACAUGUUCCACCUGCCGGAACCGGCUGGUCCCCGGGGAUCGGUUCCACUACAUCAACGGCAGCCUGUUCUGUGAACACGACAGACCCACAGCGCUCAUCAACGGCCAUUUGAGUUCACUGCAGACGAACCCGCUGCUGCCCGACCAGAAGGUGUGUUAGGAGGGGCGGGUGCAGGAAGCAGGAUGUGUGCCUUCAUUUUAGCCCUUACUCAUUGUCACCCGAGACGGCGUGGAUCAGCAGCCCCUCCCCCACCGCCCCCCCUCCCCUCCCCACCCCGGCCUUUCAGCUGUGCUCCCAGGAAGGAACCCACUACCCACCCGACCAGUUACGUGACUUUUAUUUCUGCGACUCAUACCCGACGCUCAGCCUUUCCAACUCGGCUCCUCUCCCCAAAUGUGGGUGGAUACUUGCACUUAAUGCGCCUGAUUCAGGAACGCUGAGGACUCGGUGACCUUGGGAUUUAAGCAGAAGAAGAAGAGACCGAUUUUAAUUCAAGGGGACUCUUCAGGAGAGAAAUGAAAUGAAACACAGGAGGAUGUUGCGACUGAAGCGAGCGGGGGAGAAAAGGACUAAUGAUGUUGAGGAGAUGCAGGCUUUUCCACUGCAUAUUUGUUUAAACACAUUUUAGGGGGAAAACCUGGGACCUUUUCAUUUUUCCUCUUCCUUUUCUAUCCUCAUUCCCCAACAACAUAGUGUUUCCACUUUAUACAUUUUAGGUGUUGAAGGGGAAUGUGUUUUUUCUUCUUUCUUUGAUGGUAUAUAUAGAACAAUUUAUUGGGUUUAAAAAAAAAAAGGAAAAAAAAGAUCUGUGGCUUUUUUGUGGAAAAACAAAUCAUGAACACUCUUGGUGUAUUUGUAAAACUACCAUGUAUGUACAGUAUGCAUGUAAAUGUCGUCGUCCAGGCGUGGCUACAGUACAUCUGACCCUCCGCACUCCAAACCCCCCCCCCCCCCCCCCCCCCGAAUACAAACCCACGGCAAACUGAAGAAAUUUGCUCAUAGUCGACAAUGUAGAGAUCAUCACCAACAUAUAAAUGCUGAAUGAAAGAGAAAUUUAUUUGUGAUAUUUUCCGAGACAUUUGCUCCAGUAUGGUGUAUUUAAUUAAUAAAAAUAUUGAAGAUUUUAAA